AUGCCUGCAGCUGCUGUAGUCAAACUCGAAAAUAAUGUAAUCCCCACUAAGGAUACAAAGCUGUUACUAGCUGGUGUCGUAUCUAUUCCGCCUGUUGCUAUUGGCGCAUGGCAAUGGGGCGAUAAGAAGGUGUGGAACUGGACACCCGAAGCUGAAAAGGACGCUAAAGAGGCAUUUGAUAAGGCCUUUGAGUUGGGUAUCCCAUUCUACGAUACGGCCGAGGUAUAUGGCGAUGGCGAAUCAGAGAGAGAAAUCGGUCGUUUUCAAAAGGAUUACUCUGAGCAAGAUAAGGAAAAGCAAGUGAUUGCCACCAAAUACUUUCCUCAUGAGCAUCGCACUCAAUUCCCAGAUGUACUGUUGUCUGCUUUGAAGGAUUCCUUGGCUCGAUUAGGCACAUUUCAAGUGGAUUUGUACCAAAUCCAUGCUGCCAUUCAUCCUGUUGAAAUAGAAGUUGUUGCCAACGCCCUGGCAGAUGCUCAUGAUGCAGGCCUGGUCAAAACUGUCGGUGUCUCCAAUUACAGCAAAGAAGAAAUCCAGCGUAUGCACGCAGCCCUUGCAAAGAGAGGCAUUGCUCUGGCUUCUAACCAAAUCUCGUUUUCUUUGAUCCGUACAAUCCCUGAGAAAUCGGGAUUGAUCCAGCUGUGCCAUGAUCUCGGCAUUACUAUUUUAGCCUAUUCUCCAUUGGGUAUGGGCCUCUUGACAGGCAAGUUUGGAUCUACAGGUCCAUGGCCCGAAGGACGCCAACAGACGUUUGAAAAGCUGGAUACCACGCAAUUGGGCCAUUUGCUGGAUGUGUUGAAGCGCUUGAGUGAAAAGUACGAGCGUCCAUCCAGUGCCAUCGCUUUGAACUGGUGCAUUGUCAAGGGUACUGUACCCCUGGGCGGAGCAAGAACCCAGGAACAUGUAGUGCAAAAUGCUCUGGCUUUAGGUUUCCGUUUGACUCAUGAAGAGGUGGCCGAACUGGACAAGUUCGCUUUCCUUGGAUCCAAUAACAAGGCGUGGCAGCAUGGAUAA
Messenger RNA from Mucor velutinosus, 1014 nucleotides. RefSeq lists its product as uncharacterized. Bases 1 to 1014 code for a protein of 337 amino acids. Gene Ontology annotation, molecular function: oxidoreductase activity. The transcript has 5 exons. NCBI's taxonomy places the organism in Eukaryota, Fungi, Mucoromycota, Mucoromycetes, Mucorales, Mucoraceae. The record is from RefSeq and is a predicted model, not a curated record.